Messenger RNA from Seminavis robusta, 757 nucleotides. NCBI's taxonomy places the organism in Eukaryota, Bacillariophyta, Bacillariophyceae, Naviculales, Naviculaceae. The record is from the annotation of a GenBank genome assembly.
UGGUUGCUUUUCGGUCUCUGAUACGGUCCAGACCAAGGCUGGGAAGACGGUGGCAAUGAGCGACUUGGUGGUGGGAGAAAACGUUUUGGUCGAUCCUUUCAAGCAACUCUAUGAACCAGUCUACAGCUUUGGUCACUAUCACAAGAGCUGGGAGGCGGAGUUUGUAGAGCUUCACACAGCAGGUUUCGCACCUCUCCAAUUGACAGCCAAUCAUUUGGUUCAUAUCCUUGGUGAAUCGGAGCCCGUAAGGGCCGACCAAGUGCGAAAAGGAGAUUUGCUCUGGUCCAUGACAGGUGCAGAGACUGUCACCGCAGUCAAAGCAACAAAGAAGACUGGACUGUACAUGCCGCUCACUCCUUCAGGCAACAUUGUUGAGAACGGGAUCGUGGCGUCGACUUAUGUGUCCAUCCAGAGCUAUGCUCCCUGUGGUACAACAUUCCUGGUUAAGAUCGUGGUUGUCAGAGCACAUGCUCGUGCAUGCCUGGAUGGCACCAGUACGGUACAUCUGUCUGGGUUUCUCUUUGAAUCUUUGCCCAUCAGCGAGCACCGAGAGAUCGCCUACGGGUGUCUUCAUCCCGGUGUCUUGUCGUGGCUCUUGGUUGGCAAAAGCCUUGCGGAAUGGGGCAUUGCACAGACUUUGCCAGUCCAGUGGAUGGCGGGUCUUCCUGUUGCUGCGAUGCUGUCUCUGAUGGUUCUGUUGGAAUAUCUGUUUGGUGCUUUGCUGGCUCCUUGGUACUGUUUGUCCUGGGUCUUUUGA